Messenger RNA from Caenorhabditis angaria, 2582 nucleotides. NCBI's taxonomy places the organism in Eukaryota, Metazoa, Nematoda, Chromadorea, Rhabditida, Rhabditidae. The record is from the annotation of a GenBank genome assembly.
AUGACAAAAAGCGAUAUGUUGGAUUUAACUCUUAAAUGUGCUCUUGGUAUUAUUCUUCUCACAAUCUCAAUCAUUAGUUUGAUUGCAAAUAUAAUUGUGGCAACACCUGUCUUUAGUUUUGUGAUAGCUAAAGACAAAAGUAGUAUCUACGUAUUGGCUGCGGUUAACAUUAUUCAUGAUUUUAUUCAAAUGAUGAUAACAAUAACUUAUCUAGCUCCAGGGAUCAUAACUGACGUGAGUUAUAAAUAAGUGUAUUGUUUCUGUUAAUAGAAAACGUUUCAGAGUUAUAUCUUCUCUGAUUCUCGAGAAAGCGCACUUCCAAAAUUCUUUGGAACAAUUUUCGUAAUUUGCUGGAAUGUUGGAAAUGCGACUCAAAUUCUAACUGCAAUCAAUCGUGUGUCUGUUAUUUUCUAUCGUCAAACCAAUUUUUUCUCCAAACGUAAUCUAAUGCUUGUUUACAUUCCGAUUGUAAUUAUAUCAAUCAUCAAAGUAUACAUCUCUCAAUAUAUAUUCCCAUGUUGCAGGUAUCAUUUUUUCAGUAGAUUUUCCAAAUUUCGUGUUUUCAGUUUCAUAAUAGAUCAAGGUGUCUAUUCUUAUUCUUUCGUGUAUAAAAACGAUACUCCAAAUUACAUGGAUAGCAGUGAAAUGCCUUUGAAUAUUGUGACAUCCUUAACAACAUUCAUUUGUUAUUCCUUAGUAGGUUUCAGACUUGCUGCUAGAGAUUUUUAAACAGUAGAUUUUUAAACAUAUUCGUGAAUCAAGAAAAACCAUCGAGACAACUUUGGGGUCUAGCGAGCAAAAAAUGCGGAGAAAUCGUGAAUUCACAUAUGCUCUUCAAUUCUCUUUCAUCUCAUUUCCUUAUACUUUUGGCUGGAUUCUCUUUCGAUUAUUUCCUUUAAUGAUUCAAGGAAGAGGAAUUGAAUGGUAUUAUGUGACAGCAGUUGCGAAUACUUGUAACUGUAGUGGAAACGCGUUCAUCUACUUGGUUUCAAAUGCCGAAGUUAAAAAAUAUUUGAAAGAAAAAGGUAUUUGUUGUCUACCUGGAAAGAAAAUUUUCUUUAAAAUUGUAUCAACCAGCGGUAACUCUGUGGUCCCGAAAUCAACGAUCGGUACAACUUUCGCAAGUCCAACAAUCAUGGGCACCUGAUCUUCGAUAUUGACAACGAUUACAACAUGGGAUAAUAAAAAAAUAACAUAAUUCUGUAAUAAAAUGUUUUUUUUUCCAAAAAGCCCAUCACAAUAAUACUUUAGAAAAACUUUCGCAAGUCCAAUUUUAUUUCGAUCAACCAACCUGGAUCGCUGGACAAUAUGGAUGGUUCAAUAGAAUCGCAUUUUUGAUUAUUUUGAAUAUAAAAUUCACGAUAAAGGGAAAGUACAGAAUACGAUAGCAUUUUCCUUUUUAUAAAUCACUUUUUUUCGCAGAAAAUACUUUUCAUAAUUUAAAAAAAUUUAUGGUUCUCACAAUCAAGUUAUUUCUUGGUAUAUUCCUUUUCGCUAUCUCUAUUCUCAGUCUGAUAACUAAUUUAAUUGUGGCAGGACCUGUUUUCAGUUUCGUGGUUGCUAAAGAUAAAAGUAGUAUAUAUGUCUUAGCAGCGGUUAACAUUAUUCACGAUGUCACUCAACUAUUGAUAGUUAUUGUAUACUUGGCACCCAGCAUCAUUGCAGACGUUAGGAUUUUUUUGAAAUGUUCAUACAUAGGAAAAUUUUUAGAGUCAUCUCUUCUCUGGUGAUCGUGAAAGUGAACUUCCAAAAUUCUUUGGAACAAUUUUUGUAAUUUGUUGGAAUGUUGGAAACAUCACACAAAUAUUAACUGCAAUCAAUCGUGUUACAGUAAUAUUCUAUCGCCAAACAACAUUUUUUACAAAACGUAACCUCAUCUUGAUUUACAUUCCGAUUGUUAUUAUUUCAAUCAUCAAAGUAUACAUCUCUCAAUAUAUCUUCCCAUGUUGCAGGUAAAUAUUUCAAGAAUAAUUUUGCAGAUGAACUGCUAUAAAUAAUUCUAGUUUCAUCAUUGAUCAAAGUGUAUAUUCGUGCUCUUUUGUUUAUAAAAACAACACUACAAAUUAUAUGGAUAUCAGUGAAAUGCCCUUGAAUAUUGUGACAUCCUUAACUACGAUAAUUUGUUAUUCUUUGGUAAGAAAAUAAUUUUUCAAAAGAAUUCUGACAAAAAUAGAAAUUGACAGAUCUUCAAACACAUUCGAGUUACGAGAAAAACUAUUGCAACAAGUUUUGAAUCCACUGAUCAAAAAAUGCGGAGAAAUCGUGAAUUCUCAUAUGCUCUACAGUUUUUCUUCAUCUCAAUACCUUAUGCUCUGAGUUGGAUAUUUUUCCGAAUUUUUCCUUUAAUCGUCCAGGGAAAGUCAGUUGAAUGGUAUUAUAUUAUUGCAGUUGCCUAUAUUUGUAAUUGUACUACUAAUGCCUUCAUUUACUUGGUUUCGAAUGCUGAAGUCAAAAAACAAAUAAGAGAAAAAGGAAUCUGCUGCGUUGCUGGAAAGCAAAGCCUUCUGAUGAUUGUUUCAGCCAGUGGAAGUUCUGUGGUGCCAAAAUCUAAUCCUGGUACUACUUUUGCAAGUCCAACAUAA